AUGGCUCUUGCAGCUCGAAAAAAGCUGAUGCCAAAAUCAGCGAUUUUGGUGAAAAAAUACCAACGGCCAAUUCGGUUUGGGUUCAUCAGUUUUGUGACGUUGCUAUGCAUCGUUUUCCUUCUUCAUACACCACCGCAGCACAUUCAAAAGACGGGCAACGAUUUCACACGGGUAUCAAAUAACUUGGUUCCCAUCGACCCACAAACUUUGGCUAAACCGCAUGCAGACAAAGUUCAGAAGGUGAGGUAUCCGGACAAUGACGGAACACGCGAAAAAGCUGCGUUUGUUACUCUAGCAAGAAAUUCGGAUCUGUGGGAUCUUGUGUCCUCCAUAAGGCACGUAGAAGACAGAUUCAAUCGAAGAUUCCAUUACGAUUGGGUGUUUUUGAAUGAUAAACCGUUCGAUGAAGAAUUCAUACGCGUUACUUCGGCGCUUGUUUCGGGAACGACAAAAUACGGGAUCAUUCCCAAAGAGCAUUGGUCUGUUCCAGACUGGAUUGACGAGGAAAAAGCUAGAGUGGCGCGCGAAGAUAUGGUAGCCAAAAAAGUCAUUUAUGGCGAAUCGGUUCCUUACCGCCAUAUGUGCAGAUUUGAAUCCGGCUUUUUCUUCCAACACGAGCUGAUGAAAGACUACGAGUAUUACUGGCGUGUGGAACCUGAAAUUAGCUUCUUCUGUGACAUCCAUUACGACGUGUUCAAGUUCAUGAAACUCAACAAGAAAAAGUACGGGUUUAUCUUGUCGCUGACCGAGUACGAAGAAACAAUCCCCACACUUUGGAAGACCACCAAACAGUUCAUGAAAGAGCACCCCCAGCAUAUUGCCAAGAAUAAUCUCAUGGAGUUCAUUUCGGAUGACAACGGAGACAACUACAAUGGGUGUCAUUUUUGGUCCAAUUUCGAAAUUGGAUCUCUAGACUUUUGGCGGUCGGAGGCUUACCAGGACUAUUUCAAGCAUCUCGACAAAGAAGGUGGGUUUUUCUAUGAACGCUGGGGCGACGCUCCUAUUCAUUCCAUUGCCGCUGCACUGUUUCUUGACAAAAGCGAGCUUCACUUUUUUGACGGCAUUGGUUACAAUCACCCAGGCUUCACUUCCUGUCCUGCAGAAGAAAACAUAAGGGUUCAAAACCAAUGUGCCUGCGACCCUUCUGAUGACACUACUUGGAUGGACUAUUUCGUGUGCACCAGAAAGUAUUUCGAUGCUCAGAAGUUGUCACUUCCACCAGGCGUGAAAGAAAUUUGA
Messenger RNA from Lachancea sp. 'fantastica', 1239 nucleotides. The record is from the annotation of a GenBank genome assembly. Lineage: Eukaryota; Fungi; Ascomycota; Saccharomycetes; Saccharomycetales; Saccharomycetaceae.